UCCUUUUCUCUUCUCGCACUCGAUGACGUGGGUGGCGGAUUCCCAUCCCCGGCUCUGCGUUCUGUUGUCCUCGUGCCUUACGACGCGCGCGGUGGGCCCACUCGUUUCUAUCUCUGGACUCGCUCUCUUGGCUUCUCGCCUCUCCGACCGAUCCGGCCAACUUCACUCGCGUCUGCCGCCAGUGCGUCGAGAUUCAUUCGAGAGGAGGAAGACGACGUCGGACUUCUUCGCUUCUCUCCGCCCCGCUCGCGUCGUCGAUCGAUCGAUCGAUCGAACGAGGGCUCUCAGGUCUACUGCGCUUUCAGUGAAGAGGCGGCUGCGGCUUCGUUUUCGUUUUCGUUUCUUUUUGUUCGGGAUGGCGUUCGUUCUGGCCGGGACACGUUUCCCCACACUCCGCAUCUCGCGGCUGUCUGCGGGAUCCGGAUUGGGGGGCCAGCGGAGGGGCAGCAGUGUCCGCCUCGAUUGCGUCUGUAGGAAACCGACCAUGAAGGCGCGGGCAUCUGGUAGCUCUCAUGAUAUUGACCUUGUAUCUUCAACGGGCAAUGUGCUAGUUCCAGGUGCUGAAAAUGAUGAUUUGUCUUCCACUGACACAUCUUCAAACAUAGAGACUAUAUCUAGUGGUCUACAGUUUUUACCUGAAACAGCUGAUCUUAUAAGUGAGGAGAAGGUUGACCCUGAAGCAGAGCAGACAACAGUUGCUUCUCAAAUCAUUAGUGAAAAGACUAAAGAGGAAGGAAAUGUUGAGGUUGAAGGAAAGCCAAGAUCCAUUCCUCCACCUGGUUCUGGAAAAAGGAUCUAUGAAAUUGAUCCAAAAUUAAAGGGUUUCAGAGGACAUCUUGAUCACCGAUAUAGCGAGUACAAGAAAAUGCGCGAGAUUAUUGACCAACAUGAAGGUGGUCUCGAUAAGUUUUCCCGUGGCUAUGAAAAAUUUGGCUUUCAACGCAGUGCUAAUGGCAUCACUUACCGGGAAUGGGCUCCUGGAGCAAAGUGGGCAACACUCAUAGGUGACUUCAAUAAUUGGAACCCCCAAGCAGAUGUCAUGACCAAGAAUGAAUUUGGCGUUUGGGAGGUCUUUCUACCUAACAAUGCAGAUGGCUCUCCACCUAUUCCACAUGCCUCACGGGUAAAGAUACGCAUGGAUACGCCCUCGGGCAUCAAGGAUUCGAUUCCUGCUUGGAUCAAGUUUUCUGUACAGGCCCCAAAUGAAAUUCCUUAUAAUGGAAUAUACUAUGAUCCACCUGAUGAGGAAAAAUAUGUAUUCGAACAUCCUCAACCAAAUGCCCCAAAGUCCUUGCGUAUUUAUGAAUCACAUGUUGGAAUGAGUAGUCCGGAGCCCAAGAUUAACACAUAUGUUAACUUUAGGGACAAUGUGUUGCCACGAAUCAAAAGGCUUGGUUAUAAUGCUGUUCAGAUAAUGGCCAUUCAAGAGCACUCAUAUUAUGCAAGCUUUGGGUAUCAUGUUACUAACUUUUUUGCACCUAGUAGCCGAUUUGGAACCCCAGAUGAGUUGAAGUCUUUGAUUGAUAGAGCUCAUGAGCUAGGUCUUAUUGUUCUUAUGGAUAUUGUUCACAGCCAUGCAUCCAACAAUGUACUUGAUGGGCUUAAUCAGUUCGAUGGUACUGAUUCACAUUAUUUCCAUUCUGGCUCACUGGGCUAUCAUUGGAUUUGGGAUUCCCGUCUUUUCAACUAUGGAAAUUGGGAAGUUUUAAGAUUUCUCUUAUCCAAUGCAAGAUGGUGGUUGGAGGAAUACAAGUUUGAUGGGUUUAGAUUUGAUGGUGUAACCUCAAUGAUGUACACUCACCAUGGACUUGCGGUGGGAUUUACUGGAAACUUAAAUGAAUACUUUGGAUAUGCUACUGAUGUGAAUGCAAUGGUCUACCUGAUGUUGGUAAAUGAUAUGAUCCAUGGACUUUUCCCAAAGGCUGUUACUAUUGGAGAAGAUGUUAGUGGAAUGCCUACUUUCUGCAUACCUGUACAAGAUGGUGGUGUAGGAUUUGAUUAUCGUCUUCAUAUGGCUAUUCCAGAUAAAUGGAUUGAAUUUAUGAAGUUAAAGGAUGAAGACUGGAAGAUAGGGAACAUUGUUGACACUCUCACUAACAGGAGGUGGCUAGAGAAAUGUGUGGCUUAUGCUGAAAGCCACGACCAAGCUCUUGUUGGUGAUAAGACACUUGCAUUCUGGCUAAUGGACAAGGAUAUGUAUGACUUUAUGGCACUGGAUAGGCCAUCAACGCCAAGGAUUGAUCGUGGAAUAGCUCUACACAAAAUGAUUAGACUACUCACAAUGAGUUUAGGUGGUGAAGGAUAUCUGAACUUCAUGGGAAAUGAGUUUGGGCAUCCUGAAUGGAUUGAUUUUCCUAGAGGUGAUCAACAUCUUCCAAAUGGGGUGAUAGUGCCAGGGAACAAUAAUAGUUUUGACAAAUGUCGUCGUAUGUUUGAUCUAGGUGAUGCAGAUUAUCUCAGGUAUCGUGGAAUGCAAGAAUUUGAUCAAGCAAUGCAACAUCUUGAGGAGGAAUAUGAGUUCAUGACAUCAGAGCACCAAUAUAUUUCGCGAAAAAAUGAGGGAGAUAAGAUGCUUGUCUUUGAACGAGGAGACUUGGUAUUUGUUUUCAAUUUUCAUUGGGCCAAUAGCUAUUUUGACUACCGCAUUGGUUGCUUAAAACCUGGAAAAUACAAGGUAGUUUUGGAUUCUGAUGAUAAGCUAUUUGGUGGAUUCAACAGAAUUGAUCAUACAGCAGAAUACUUUACUAAUGAAGGUAUUUACGACAACAGGCGUUGCUCGCUCUCAGUAUAUGCACCAAGUAGAACUGCAGUUGUUUAUGCUCUUGCCGACUGAUGGAAGAGUGCCAUGAAAUGCUAUUACUUCCCUAAGACUAAAAUUUGCUUCAGUUAUAAAGACCAUACUGGCAAUGGGGAAAAGGCAGUGCAACCUAUCCUUCGUUAUUUGCAUCUCCUUUUACAGCUAAAAGGGCAUGCUAUGUUUGAUGAUAUAGAAUCCAUCCGUAUCCAUGCAUAUCCUCUGUGUUCUCAAUGGUCAUCAUAGCUAGUUGCUUGUAUUGGCAUCCAUUUUAGACUUUUCUCCUUUAUUGCAUGUAAAAAAGAACCACUAAACUAAAACGAGUACAAGAUUUUAGCGAUUAUCAUUA
Zingiber officinale is the source of this 3143-nucleotide messenger RNA. Its product is annotated as 1,4-alpha-glucan-branching enzyme 1, chloroplastic/amyloplastic-like. Bases 23 to 2833 code for a protein of 936 amino acids. Gene Ontology annotation, cellular component: cytoplasm. Gene Ontology annotation, molecular function: hydrolase activity, hydrolyzing O-glycosyl compounds; 1,4-alpha-glucan branching enzyme activity; cation binding. Gene Ontology annotation, biological process: starch metabolic process; glycogen biosynthetic process. NCBI's taxonomy places the organism in Eukaryota, Viridiplantae, Streptophyta, Magnoliopsida, Zingiberales, Zingiberaceae. The transcript has 23 exons. The record is from RefSeq and is a predicted model, not a curated record.